UCUUCCUCCCUUUUCUUUUUCCUCUUUCUCUCUUUCAUUCUCUCUCUCCAUCAUUUGAUGCUGUUUUAAGGAGCUGCUCUCUGAAGCUGGAUUGGAGCGUUGGUGUUGGAUGCAGGAGUGAACAUGAUUUGUGAAAAGCUGUGUCAGUAGGAAGCACAGAGGAUCUGAGGAUUCCCUGGUCCACGAUGUCGUUGGACUGCUUCUGUGAGCUGAAUGAAACUGAAGAGUUUGGUUUUGCUCUGUGCAACAUUACGACAAUGAACCGAACAGGUAACGGGAGCGGAUACUGCCAGACCCAAACGCUGAACGAUAUCCUGUUCAGACUCCUCGGGCCGAGGAGAUCGCCGUUCUUCCUCCCGGUGACUCUAGCCUACAUCCUCAUCUUCAUCACCGGAGUGCUCGGAAACCUGCUGACUUGUAUCGUGAUCAUCAAACACCGGAAAAUGCGGACUCCCACCAACCUGUACCUCUUCAGCCUGGCCGUCUCCGACCUGCUGGUGCUGCUGUUCGGAAUGCCUCUGGAAAUCUACGAACUCUGGCAGAACUACCCGUUCCCGUUCGGCGAGAGCGUCUGCUGGUUCAAGGUCUUCCUGUUUGAAACCGUCUGCUUCGCCUCCGUGCUAAACGUGACAGUCCUGAGCGUGGAGCGCUACGUCGCCGUUGUCCAUCCGCUCAAGACCCGGUACGCUCUCACCAACAAGCAUGCCCAAAAAAUGAUCGGAGGAGUCUGGAUCGUAUCGUUAGUGUGCGCCGUGCCAAACACCUCCCUGCACGGCAUUCACUAUUACUACCUGCCCGAGAAGGUGCUGGAGUCGGCCACCUGCAACCUCCUCAAACCCCAGUGGAUCUACAACCUGGUCAUCCAAGUGACCACGGUUCUGUUCUACUUCGUCCCGAUGAUGGUGAUCUGUGGGCUGUACCUGGUGAUUGGGAUGAAGCUGGGCAGGGAGCAGAAACAGCAGGGCAGGAAACUGGGCAGGAACUGCAGUGCGGACGUCAGCAGGAGGGUUCAGGUGGAGAGCGGGCGCAGGAGACAGGUCACGAAGAUGCUGGCUGUGGUGGUUCUGGUCUUUGCUAUCUGCUGGGCUCCGUUUCACACCGACCGGCUGCUGUGGAGCUUCAUCACGCAGUGGACCGACCGCAUGUACAGCGUCUUCGAGUACGUGCACAUCCUCUCAGGUGUGCUGUUCUACCUGAGCUCUGCGGUGAACCCCAUCAUCUACAACCUGCUGUCCAGCCGCUUCCGCGAGCGCUUCCUGGAGCUGAUGUGCGCUCGGGGGGACGGAAACACGUCCAGGAACAGUUCUCCACCGUCCUACAAACGGACGUCCUACCCUAAAGACCCAACCGCACCCGCCCAAACCAACCCACCAAUCACAGCUGCUCAUCCUGCAGCCCUCCCCCCCUCUGUGAUCUUCAGCAGACGAUGGGAGCAGGACCUGGAGACCUCCUUCAUGUGACAGACGUCCUGCAUUAAAAUACUAAGAAGUAUUAAAGUAUUAACGUAUUAAAGCCGCUCUCAAUUUAGAUGUGUUAAAAUGAUGAACUGCUGUAUUUUUGUACAUAUUUGCAUGUAAAGUUCAAUAGAAAUACACACUGUAAGCACAGAUAGAUUGAAUUUACUUUAAAUUUUUGAGAAAACCAGUUGCCUUAAAAAAGUUUAGAAAUAUCCAAUUUUAUGUAAAACAGAUUUAAAUCAUUUGAGUUCAAACAGCG
Molecule: messenger RNA, 1716 nt
Organism: Astyanax mexicanus (Mexican tetra)
Lineage: Eukaryota; Metazoa; Chordata; Actinopteri; Characiformes; Acestrorhamphidae
Gene: nmur3
Product: neuromedin U receptor 3
Exons: 3
Coding region: 186-1460 (424 amino acids)
Biological process (GO): G protein-coupled receptor signaling pathway
Cellular component (GO): plasma membrane
Molecular function (GO): neuromedin U receptor activity
Source: RefSeq, a predicted model, not a curated record